CUCGCUCCAAGACUUCGCACCACCCGAAACGCGCUCAAGAACAGCAGCCCAAGAAACGCGCCCCUCUUCUCCUCCUCGUCCCCGAUCCCCGUUGCCUCGCCUGCGCAUUUGCACCGCGAGGUCAAUCGCCCACCCCCCGGAUCCUGCGCCUCGCCCGCCGCCCGGCGCAGCUCGGCGUCGCCUCUUCGCGCUCCGCCUGAGGUGGUGAUCAUUCUUGUAUCAAGAAGUGUCUCUCUGCUCUGGCACUAACUGCACUGUGACCUGUGUAAGAAACCUUUUGUUCUCAUGGCUCAGUCUCAUGAGAUGAUGAUUAGGAAACCUCCCGGUAUUCGAUUAUUUGGGGGUGCUGUUUCUCUAGGAACUUACCAGACGCUUGUCCUGGUCCUUACAUUCUUUGCAUACACUUGCUUUCAUAUGACUCGGAAGAUAACAAGCAUUGUUAAGAGUGCGCUUGAUCCCCAGACGAAGGUGGGGUUCUCUCACUGGGGACGGCUUCACACACACGGAACUCUUAACAUUGGCUGGUUGCCAUUUAACACUGUCGAUGGUUCAGCAUUGCUUGGUGAGAUGGAUGUUGCAUUCCUUGCUGUAUAUUCUGUUGGAAUGUUCUUCGCUGGGCAUCUUGGUGAUCGCAUGGAUUUGAGGAUCUUUCUGACAAUUGGCAUGCUUGGGACCGCCAUAUUCACUACCCUCUUUGGUGCCGGAUAUUGGUUGAAUAUCCACAGCUUCUACUAUUUCUUGGUUAUUCAGAUGAUUUCUGGUCUGUUUCAAUCAAUCGGAUGGCCUUCAGUUGUUGCAGUUGUUGGAAACUGGUUUGGGAAGAGCAAGAGGGGGUUAAUUAUGGGCAUAUGGAAUGCACAUACUUCUAUUGGGAACAUAGCUGGUUCAUUGCUUGCUGCUUUCCUGCUGAAGUACGGGUGGGGUUGGUCAUUUGCCAUCCCCAGCCUUAUCAUGGCAUUGGUUGGGUUGAUUGUGUUUAGUUUCUUGCCAGUUAGUCCUGAUGUAAUGGAAAUAGACAUUGAUGGCGAGGAAAUAAACUCUGAGAAGGAUACUGCGAAGGAGCCACUUUUGGAACCAGGCCAAGAAGUGAAACAUAAGGCAAUAGGUUUCUUAGAGGCAUGGAGGAUUCCUGGAGUUGCACCAUUUGCUCUUUGCCUCUUCUUCUCCAAAUUGGUUGCGUACACCUUCCUGUAUUGGCUACCGUUCUACAUCAGCCAUACACCUAUUGGCAGUGAAUACCUCUCCGAUGCUAUGGCUGGCAGCUUAUCAACUAUCUUUGAUGUUGGUGGUGUGCUGGGAGGAGUCCUUGCCGGUCACAUCUCCGAUCGCUUAAAUGCACGAGCAGUCACAGCUGCUAGCUUCAUGUAUUGUGCAAUACCUGCCCUCUUCUUGUACAGCACAUAUGGAAGCGUGUCGAUAGUGUGGAACAUUUGCCUCAUGUUCGUCACUGGCAUGUUUGUGAAUGGUCCUUAUGCCCUGAUCACAACUGCAGUGUCAGCUGACCUUGGCACCCACAGCUCGCUGAAUGGCAACUCCCGGGCACUGGCCACCGUGACAGCAAUCAUUGAUGGGACAGGUUCUGUCGGCGCUGCCAUCGGGCCGUUGCUGACAGGAUACAUCUCAUCGAAGAGCUGGAGUGCUGUGUUCACAAUGUUGAUGGCAGCAGCUCUCCUUGCUGGGCUCCUAUUGACACAGCUUGUUUGCGCCGAGCUAAAAGGAAAGGUGUCCCCCAUUUCGAGCAUGGACGCCACCGGCGCACAAGAUACCUACUCAGAUGAAGUGUAAGUGCAAUCUGGUUGCACUUGAGAUAGUUUAAUGCACUAUGGAUUAUAGAAUUCUGUUGUUCCGGAGAACGGCUAGCAAGAAGUUGCAGUUUGCUGCUUCCCACCGCCUUUUCGAUUGCUCCUGAUCUGAACUGUAAGAAGGCAAAGAAAUGUGGCUGCUGAGUGACUUGCUCCAGGCAACUUCAGACAAUAUUUUCCUUCCAUCUAGGAAGAGAUGUAGAAGAUAGAAGUGUGUGCUCAGAUCAGGUUUACAAGAUAGAGGUGAAAACACCUCAAAAGUUCUAGAGCCCAAAUAUAGGUUCUUUGCAGGCACCUUGUGAAUACAAUGGGCAAUAAGGUCGGGCCUGUGUUGGUUGCAUUACUACAUGUUUAGGUUUGUUUGUGAUUGUUGUUUAGGUUAGGGUAGAUAAAAAGGGCCCUUUGUACCAAGAUGAUACCGGAAUGGCCGACUCUGCUUUUGCUGGGAAUGUUGGCCUCCUUGUGUACGUGUAAACGGUGUGUGAAGAAGAUUUAGAAAAUUUUGAAUUGAGGUUUCAGGGAAGUGUUGAUUCAAGAAACAUUGGUGUUCAUA
This is a messenger RNA of Phragmites australis (common reed), 2355 nucleotides long. Its product is annotated as putative glycerol-3-phosphate transporter 1. Gene Ontology annotation, cellular component: membrane. Gene Ontology annotation, biological process: transmembrane transport; phosphate ion homeostasis. Lineage: Eukaryota; Viridiplantae; Streptophyta; Magnoliopsida; Poales; Poaceae. The record is from RefSeq and is a predicted model, not a curated record. The transcript has 3 exons. Gene Ontology annotation, molecular function: transmembrane transporter activity. Bases 286 to 1785 code for a protein of 499 amino acids.